AAUACUCGUAGUGAUUGGACGUUCAUGGUCUGUUGAAGGUCAAGCCAUGCGGCCUAAUUCGGUAACCAGGUCGCCAAUACGUGCCGGCAGUGAUGUGCUAUCCAUUCUCAUAGGGCUGGGAGCCACAGCAAGUAGAUCUAGUGCCAAUGUGUGUUUGGGGCGUAGGCGCAUCGCAACUGAUGCAGCACCUACCCCACUCCCACAAGCCCCCAAAAUACCUGCAACCGUUGAAAUUGGCGGAAAGAAAUACCAAACAGACGAGUGGCACAAUGUCCCAUCGACAAUCAAUACCGCGGUUGGGCGCCAGCUGCACCUGCAAAAGGACCACCCUAUCUCCAUAACCCGCCAAAUAAUCGAAUCGGUAUUUCCUGCUCCUACCUACAAAUACCAUAACAAUCUCUUUCCAGUCGUAACGACACACCAAAACUUCGAUUCGCUCGAAUUCGCCCAAGACCAUCCAGGCCGGAGCAGGACGGACACUUACUAUGUCAACAAAGAUACCGUGUUGCGUACCCACACCAGCGCGCACCAAGCAGAUACCUUUCGCCGGAAUGAAAGCGAAGGGUUUCUCGUAAGUGCGGAUGUGUACAGACGAGAUGCGAUCGAUCGCAGCCAUUAUCCGAUUUUCCACCAAAUGGAAGGUGCCCGCAUGUGGGAUAGGACAAAGGUUCCGGGAGGUGACAUAGCCAAAGCAGUUUGGGAAGAUAUUGCAAAACUACCCACACACGACAUGAAAGUCGAAGAUCCAAACCCGCCCCAUCACGCAGAGAGGAAUCCUUUACAAGCUCCUCACAGCGCCGCCGAGUCGGAGGCCAUCUCUGCUCAUUUGAAGAGAUCGUUGGAGUUGAUGGUUGCGGAGAUUUUCUCUCGGGCAAGAGCAUCCAGCGGAAACGCUGAUGCUGUCUCAACGGCGGAACCGCUCAGAAUCCGUUGGGUAGAGGCUUUCUUUCCAUUUACGAGUCCUUCAUGGGAACUUGAGGUUUUCUGGCAGGGUGACUGGUUGGAGGUUCUUGGCUCGGGCGUCAUCAACCAGAAGAUCUUCACAAACUCAGGCGUGCCUGAUCAACUCGGAUGGGCGUUCGGCAUCGGACUCGAACGGAUAGCGAUGCUUCUAUUUGAGAUCCCUGAUAUUCGGUUGUUCUGGUCGAGAGACGAGAGAUUUCUCGGACAGUUCAAGGGGGUCACGGAUGAUCUAACACUCAUGAAGAGAUUCGUUCCGUUUUCUAAACAUCCAGCUUGCUAUAAAGAUGUAGCAUUCUGGCUGCGAUCUACUUCAUCUGCUGCAGGCGGCGGGACAAAAAUGAACAGCCAAGAUUUCCACGAGAAUGAUAUGAUGGAAAUUUUGAGAGAUAUUGCAGGUGAUACAGUGGAAGACGUCAAGGCUAUCGAUGAGUUCACCCAUCCUAAAACAGGAAGGAAGAGUCUAUGUUACAGGAUCAAUUACAGGAGCCUGGAGAGGACAUUGACAAACGACGAGGCCAACAAGUACCAUGAUCGGGUUAGAAAGGAGCUGGUGGAGAGGUUUGGAGUUGAGCUGAGGUAGUUGAAACUCUCCUAUCGAUACCAAGACAAAAUAGGGGGAGAGCAAAGCAUAUUUUGCCCCCUUACCUUGUAAAAUAAAUAAAUGUAAUCAAUAUCAUGUACAAG
Messenger RNA from Pseudogymnoascus verrucosus, 1647 nucleotides. RefSeq lists its product as uncharacterized. Gene Ontology annotation, biological process: phenylalanyl-tRNA aminoacylation. Gene Ontology annotation, cellular component: mitochondrion; cytoplasm. The transcript is spliced from 2 exons. Gene Ontology annotation, molecular function: ATP binding; phenylalanine-tRNA ligase activity; tRNA binding. The record is from RefSeq and is a predicted model, not a curated record. NCBI's taxonomy places the organism in Eukaryota, Fungi, Ascomycota, Leotiomycetes, Thelebolales, Thelebolaceae. Bases 47 to 1543 code for a protein of 498 amino acids.